This is a messenger RNA of Ambispora gerdemannii, 628 nucleotides long. The record is from the annotation of a GenBank genome assembly. NCBI's taxonomy places the organism in Eukaryota, Fungi, Glomeromycota, Glomeromycetes, Archaeosporales, Ambisporaceae.
AAAUGGGCUAGUACAUAAAGACAUUCAUAGUGGAAACAUAUUAAUAAACUCGAAAGCAAAAAAAGCUAAUAUUUGCGAUCUUGGGUUAACGCGGCCGGAAAACUCUAUAGAUAAAAAAGAAUGCGGCUACGGAGUUCUGGCAUAUACAGCACCCGAAGUUUUACAACAUGGAAGACGAACGAAAGCAAGUGAUAUUUAUGCAAUCGGAAUAUUAAUUUGGGAAAUAAUUCAUGGGCAAGGUCCGUUUUCGGAUUACACGUAUAAUUGUUGCAAGUAUCUUGCAAUUAUCGAUGGUGAAAGACCAGAAUUUACUGUAAACUGCCAUAGAUUAUUGUAUUAUUUCGCGAAAUGGUGUUGGAAUGAAAAUCCUCAAUUUCUAUGCGAUCUUUGUGAAUUAUCAUUAGAACCAUCAUCUCCUCCAUCACCACCACCCAGUUCUACUCCGAGUUCUUUCGACAUAGACUUAGGGACAGGAGAUAGCGACAACUUUUAUGAAUUGUCUUAUAAAACUUCUUCACAUGAUGAUGAUGAACGAUUAUCCUUGAAUUGUCUUAUAAAACUUCGUCUUCACUUGAACGAUUAUCCGUUGGAUUCUCUUUUGAUGAUGUGUCUAUCGAAUCAAAUUUAA